Eleginops maclovinus (Patagonian blennie) is the source of this 2867-nucleotide messenger RNA. RefSeq names its product ADAM metallopeptidase domain 28 (gene adam28). Gene Ontology annotation, biological process: proteolysis. The record is from RefSeq and is a predicted model, not a curated record. NCBI's taxonomy places the organism in Eukaryota, Metazoa, Chordata, Actinopteri, Perciformes, Eleginopidae. Gene Ontology annotation, cellular component: plasma membrane. Gene Ontology annotation, molecular function: metalloendopeptidase activity.
ACGAGGGAUGAAGAGGGAGAUGAUGAUACUGAGCGCUGAGACGGCUGAGAGUCAAACGGAUGAUUGAUGGCUUUCAUGCAACAGAAAAAGAAGAAGAGGCUGAAAUCUGAUCCUGGAACGAGCCUCUGUCUGCACUCGGAUCAUGACGGCGCUAACUCUGCUGCUGGGGAUACUGCUCCUGAACGCCUCUCUCCAGAGCUCAGAAAGCGAUGGUCGUGACUUUGAGGAGGUGAAGGACUACGAGGUGGUCCGACCGGUCCGACUUCACACAGUCAGAAAAAGAGACACACAGGAUCUGCGGCCAGAGACUAUGAAAUAUGCAAUGAGGGUGGGAGGAAGAGACAUUGAGAUGCACCUAGAGAAAAAUAAUGAAUUAUUACCCAAAGACUACACAGAGACUUUCUAUCAAGAUGAUGGGACUCGAGUCACCACAACUCCCACUGACAUCGAUCACUGCUACUAUCAUGGGAGCAUCGUGGAUGACAGUCAAUCAUCGGUCAGCAUCAGCACAUGUGAUGGACUCAAGGGUUACUUCAGGACGUCUGCUCAGAGGUAUCUGAUUGAGCCGCUGUCCGGUGGGGAUGAAGGGGAUCACGCCGUGAUGACCUUUGAUGACAAGAACUUCUCCCCCGCAGUGUGUGGGGUCACCAACACCAGCUGGAGCGAGGACUUUGAACCGCCAACCAGCCGCAGUCGCUCCAGAUCUGCGGUAACAACAACAACACCACUCUGGAAAACAUACUCUUUAAAUGGGAUUGACUUUGAAGGAGCCACGGUGGGACUGGCUUUCAUCGGGACUCUUUGCUCAGGUCACUCUGUUGGAGUCGUACAGGAUCACACGAGCAAGGCCAUUGCAGUGGGGGCGACGCUGGCUCAUGAGAUGGGUCACAACCUGGGAAUGAACCACGACGACUCCAGCGCCUGCCACUGUUCUGGAAGGAGCUGCAUCAUGGCUCCAGCCCUCAGCUAUGAUGUACCCCGCACUUUCAGCAGCUGUAGCUCCAACUUCUACGAAUACCUGACGGGCCGCAGCCCGAGCUGCCUGCUGGACAGACCGGACUACAUGUCCUUGAUGACCCCUUCCCUCUGCGGGAACGGCUUUUUGGAGGCGGGGGAGCAAUGUGACUGUGGCACCGUGGAGGAGUGCGUGAACACGUGCUGCAACGCCACCACCUGCAGGCUGAGGGAGGGAGCGCAGUGUGCAGAGGGGGAGUGCUGCCAGGACUGUCAGGUGUCUCCUCGCUCCCAGGAAUGUCGCUCUAAGAAGGAUGAGUGCGACCUCGCGGAGAACUGCGAUGGGAAGAGCAGCAGCUGUCCCGAGGACGUGUUCGCGGUGAACGGGCUCCCCUGUGAUGCGGGUCUGGGGUACUGCAUCAACGGUCAGUGUCCCCAGAGGCCGCUCCAGUGCAUCAAACUGUACGGAGCAAGUGCUGUAGAGGCCCGUCCGUUCUGCUACAAGCAUAACACCAGAGGAACGUACUACUCCUUCUGCCAACGACCAGCAAACGACAAGUUCAUCCCCUGCCAGGCAGUAGACAUCUUCUGUGGGAAGCUCUUCUGUGAAGGCGGCAGCGGCAGCCCGAAUUACGGUCGCAUGGUCCGAGUCGGGGAGUGCAAGGCGGCGUUCUUUGGCGACUACACCAAAGACUACGGCCAGGUGGACACGGGGACCAAAUGUGGGGAUGGAAAGGUGUGCAGCCAGAAUGAGUGUGUGGAGCUUCAGACGGCAUACAGAAAUACAAACUGUUCAGCGAAAUGCCAAGGACACGCUGUGUGUAACCACAGGAGUGAGUGUCAGUGUGAGGCCGGCUGGAUGCCUCCUCACUGCACCUCCAAAGAGGCCUACGGUGGUCUCUCUACAGGAGCAACCGUUGCCAUCGCUCUGACGGUGAUAUUAGUGGUGUUAGGUGCCAUUGCUGGAGUGGUAGGAUUCAUCUGCAAGAAACGACAGAGUCCCAUGCUGCCAACUUCACACACUCAGAGGAAGCUGCCAGUGAUGCACAGUCAACAGACGCCAGUGCAGGUUGCAAGAAAACCCAAAGGAGCUCCACCUCCACCUCCUCCAGCGGGAAACAGACCCAAACCACCGGGCCAGAACUACAGCGCUGCACGCCAGGCUCUGAGGCCGGUUCCUCCCCCGAAGGUCUGAAGGUCGGACCCUGUGCCAAAUCCUGCAGUGACUCACUUUCAACCCAACGAUUGAAUAAACGCGCCUCUGCGAUUUCCUCUGCAGCACGACGGAGUCUUUACCCGUGAUGUGCGGGAAAGAAAGACUGGACUUGAACUCAUCUCGUGCGCUGAUGCUUUUUGGGAUGAGCUGUUCUUCAUGCACUUUGUUUUAGCACAGGGUGCAAACACCGCCCUGAGUGUGAGCCAUACCAUUGUAUACAUGUCGUUGUCUCCAUAACGGUACAGACUGAACGUUAUUGUCAGACGGUUUCCUGCAAUAUUUUUUACCGUGUAUUUUUAUUCUGCCUGUUAAUAAUGGUGAUGCUUCUCUGGUGCAUGAUGGUGCAAUGUGUAAAGACCAACAAACCAAAAGAUUAUUAGGACUGAAUUGUCACUGCCACCGGAGUCAUCUACACAAAGCAACGCCUUUGUUCAAACGAAAGGAACGAAAGGAGAUGAAUGUGUUGGUGAUACAAGAUACAGUCUCUGUGAUAUAUUUACAGAACAUAUUAAGACAAAACACAACCAGAUCAGGUCAAUUCUAUCAUGUGAUAUCAGCAUACACUUCUGUCUCAAUGGGGUUCACUGUGUGAGCUCGUGCAGAUUGUGUAGGAGUCUACGAAAUAUAUAUAUUUGAAUGUUUCUUACAAACGGACCAUUGAUGUUGCAUUACUAAUAAAAUGUUUGUAAAUUGUGAA